Messenger RNA from Penicillium verrucosum, 1152 nucleotides. RefSeq names its product CorA family magnesium transporter. The record is from RefSeq and is a predicted model, not a curated record. Lineage: Eukaryota; Fungi; Ascomycota; Eurotiomycetes; Eurotiales; Aspergillaceae. The transcript has a single exon. Bases 1 to 1152 code for a protein of 383 amino acids. Gene Ontology annotation, cellular component: mitochondrial inner membrane. Gene Ontology annotation, biological process: mitochondrial magnesium ion transmembrane transport. Gene Ontology annotation, molecular function: magnesium ion transmembrane transporter activity.
AUGAAACAGCCGAACAUCCCUAAGAACCCAAGUUAUGGCAGACGGGAAAUCAUCACGCUCCCCAAUAAAUCACAUCAUGUCAUACAGGAGCCUGACAUGAAAAAGGAAUCUUCCUUUAAUCAAAAUGUAUUCAAGUUGUCUCUUGCUCUGUCGAAAAGCCGCAUAAAUGAUGCGACGGAGUUGCGCUGCAUGAUCUUGGGUCUCGAUGGCUGUAUCAGAAAAUCCGAAAUUCGAGGAACGAGGGAUGACCUGGCUAAACAGUGGGGAUUAGAUGGUCGGGAUCUACGGAACGUGGACCUUGUCUCGGAGGGAAUCCCACAUUUGUUGAUCCGUCCUUCUGUCAUAUUUAUCAGCAUGUUCACUCUACGGCUCCUCGUUCGGGCAGAUGGAGUGCUUCUUUUCCUUCUCCCGAUUGAGGACUGCCACGUGAAGGUGCAGGAUGUCUUCAUGACAGACCUCCAGGGCAGGCUCCAACACGGUCCUGGAUCUGGUAUUUUAGCAAAACUCCCAUUUGAGCUACGUGUAGUGGAUGCAGCGCUUGCCUCUGUGAUUGCCACUCUUGAAGCCGAGCAUAUACUCAUCCGCCGAGAAGUCGAAGAUAGUUUGCGGGAUUCGACAAGAGAAGACGUUGUUUACUCUGUUCUUCGCCGUUUGCAGGAUCAUAGGAAAAGGGUCGUGGCUAUUCAGCAGCGUGCCCGCCAGUUUCGCUCAGCGUUACGGGAAAUUCUUGAAAAUGAUGAAGAUAUGGCGACCAUGUUCUUGACGGAUCGGCAGUCAGGUCAACCGCAUGAGGUGGAGGAUCAUCUCCAAGUGGAAUAUCUCCUGGAGGCAUAUUACAAAAACACAGAUGCAAUCGCGGAGUCUGCAAGUGCUUUACUUGGAGACCUGGAGCGCACAAUUGAGACUAUUCAGUCGAUCUUGGCUGUGCGACGAAACCAGAUCCUAGUUUUUGAAGCUCAACUAGAGGUCUGUAUGCUGGGAUUCGCCGUGUCGACUUUUGUAGCGGGCCUGUUUGGAAUGAACGUGGUGAACUUUUUUGAAGACAGUACUUGGGCGUUUGUAAGCCUUGUUGGGGCGUGUGUGAUCGGAACGGUCACCAUUGCGAAAUACGGCCUAUGGAAACUCAAUACAUUCCGGAAAUUGCGGUUUUAG